UUGAGAAUUAAAAAAACGGCCCUCGAUCACGCGCUAAAAUAAUGGCUAGCAAAGUUUCGAUUUUAAUUCGUAUUGUAGACUUUGUAGUAUUAAUCCUCGUUUUUGGUGGUGAUAUUUUAGCACUAUUUCUCGCCAGAGAGGCAGAGAAGUUACAAGAUAAGGUGAAGGAUGUGAAUCUAUUUUUUGUGGAGUGUUCAAAGAAGAGAAACCAUAACGCUUAUGUGUAUGGUUAUCGAGCACUAUACUUGCUCCUGGUGGCCCAUGCCAUUGCCACUUUUAUUGGAGGUUGGACUUAUUUGAAAAACUUCUUCUUAAGAUGCUUUUGCUCCAACAAACAUCCUGAUAUAGAGGCCACAAAUGGUUGCUUACAUAUUUGGUUCGUUUUGAUGUGGGUUGCAUUUGGCCUAGGAAUGUUUUUUCUAAAAUAUGGUGCAGACCCUAACAAAAAGUCCAAACUUUCAUGUCAUCUCAUCUCUCACCGUGGCUGGCUAUGGUAUGGAGGAUAUUUGUGCUUAGGUCACGCUAUAUGUUUCACAAUAUUCUCUGGGUUUCGCAUUCUUGCGAGGGGAUCCUCGAGAGGAACAACCGAACAAACAUAGUGUGAAGACCAAUCAACUAUUGAAAACAGAGUUUAACCAUUUUACCUCAGAAGUUGGUCCUUAUAUGUCAUAUAUACUCUCUAGUAGCUUGGCAUGGCAGAAGAUAAAUUUGUAUAACCCAACAUUAAUGUAUCUAUUGUAAGGAUCUUAUUUAUUGGCUAUGAUAUGAGAGAACAUAAUAUACUAGUGAUUAUAUGUAAUAUGAUUAUAAAAUUCUCUCGAUAUACUGUUUAUCUUUUCUUAUUAAUUUUCUGUUGAGUUUAAUCCAA
Messenger RNA from Cuscuta epithymum, 868 nucleotides. The record is from the annotation of a GenBank genome assembly. Lineage: Eukaryota; Viridiplantae; Streptophyta; Magnoliopsida; Solanales; Convolvulaceae.